Eubalaena glacialis (North Atlantic right whale) is the source of this 1178-nucleotide messenger RNA. It is a transcript of the gene CENPN, whose product is annotated as centromere protein N. Bases 5 to 1066 code for a protein of 353 amino acids. Gene Ontology annotation, biological process: chromosome segregation; CENP-A containing chromatin assembly. The transcript is spliced from 11 exons. NCBI's taxonomy places the organism in Eukaryota, Metazoa, Chordata, Mammalia, Artiodactyla, Balaenidae. The record is from RefSeq and is a predicted model, not a curated record.
GCUGAUGAGGAGAGAGCCGGCCGGCGAUGUGGGACGUGCCAAAGAGAUGGAUGAAACUGUUUCCGAGUUUUUCAGGAGGACCAUCUUGAAAAUCCCAAUGACUGAAAUGAUGACAAUACUAAAAACCUGGAAUUUUUUGUCUGAAAAUCAACUACAGACUGUAAACUUCCGGCAAAGAAAGGACCCUCUUGUUCAGGACUUGGUUCUGCUUUGUGAGGAGAAUCGUGCAAGUCUCAAGGAUGCAGCCCUUUUAGACAUCAUUUAUACUCAAUUUCAUCGGCAUCAGAAAGUUUGGGAUGUUUUUCAGAUGAGUAAAGGACCAGGUGAAGACAUUGACCUUUUUGAUAUGGAACAAUUCAAAAGUUCAUUCAAGAAAAUUCUUAAGAGAGCAUUAAAAAAUGUGACAGUCAGCUUCAGAGACGCUGAGGAGAAUGCAGUAUGGAUUCGAAUUGCCUGGGGAACACAGUAUAGAAAGCCAAACCAGUACAAACCUGCUUAUGUGGUGUAUUAUUCCCAAACUCCAUAUGCCUUCACUUCUUCCUCCCAACUGAAAAGCAAUCUACCCCUUCUGGGUCAGGCACUGACAAUUGCUAGCAAACACCAUCAGAUUGUGAAAAUGGACCUCAGAAGCCGGUAUCUGGACUCUCUUAAGGCUAUUGUUUUUAAACAGUAUAAUCAGACCUUUGAAACUCACAACUCUACUACACCUCUACAAGAAAGAAGCCUUGGGCUAGAUAUAAAUAUGGAUUCAAGGAUCAUUCAUGAAAACAAAAUAGAAAAAGAGAGAGUCCAGAGAGUGACUCAAGAAAUUUUUGGAGACUAUCCACAACCAAGACUAGAAUUUGCACAAUAUAAGCUUGAAACGAAAUUCAAAAGUGACCUAAAUGGGGGCAUCCUGGCUGAGAGAGAAGAACCCCUCCGGUGCCUGGUUAAGUUCUCGAGCCCCCAUCUUCUGGAAGCACUGAAAUCCUUAGCACCAGCCGGUAUUGCAGAUGCACCACUUUCUCCAUUGCUCACUUGCAUACCCAAUAAGGGAAUGAAUUAUUUUAAAAUUAGAGAUAAAUAAGAUGUAUGUGGUUCUGUAAGCACAGCAUCCUUGACUGUAUUGCAUAUGCAUUUUAUAAUGACUAGCUGGAUAGCUUCUAUCUACAAACUUGUUUUAGAGAUUAAUCCUUGAU